AUGGCAGCAGACAAACCAACGAAUUCUCAGGUCAAUGCUGCCUCGAAUCAGAUAGGGGACGCCCAGAAGUUUCCAACUGCUAAUGGGGAUGUCGACUUGAAGAUGUUCGAUGAUUACGGCGCUCUCGCAUCAGUGAUUGAUGAAAAGGCAGAGCGAAGACUUGUCAAGAAGUUGGACAUGUUUAUCAUUCCUUUCUUUUGUGCCACCUACCUCAUCACUUACAUCGAUAAAGCUACUUUGAGCUAUGCUGCUAUCUUCGGUCUCACGAAAGAUGUCCACCUGGUAGGAACACAGUAUACCUGGCUUGAUUUAAUAUUCAACUUCGGGUACUUUCAUGUGUUAUACUUAUCAAGGCAAUUCGAAUACCCAACUAGCUUCGCUAUGCAAAAGUUCUCUGUCGCAAAAUGGCUAGAUGCAAAUAUCUUCGUCUGGGGCGGCAUCUGUAUGGCACUGGGGGGAUGCAGCAACUUCUCUUCUCUUGCCGCACUUCGAUUCAUACUCGGAAUGCUUGAAUCAUAUUCGACCUCCGCAUACUACAGCGCUUAA
Hyaloscypha bicolor E is the source of this 546-nucleotide messenger RNA. RefSeq lists its product as uncharacterized. NCBI's taxonomy places the organism in Eukaryota, Fungi, Ascomycota, Leotiomycetes, Helotiales, Hyaloscyphaceae. Bases 1 to 546 code for a protein of 181 amino acids. Gene Ontology annotation, molecular function: transmembrane transporter activity. Gene Ontology annotation, cellular component: membrane. The transcript is spliced from 3 exons. The record is from RefSeq and is a predicted model, not a curated record.